AUGUUGGAUUGUUCGGUUUGGCAUCGACUGGUAAAUCAACAAUGCUUAGCUAAUAGUCUGUCGGGUUCCAAAGUGGCUGAGAUAGGCUCUGGCGAAACCACGAUGGAAAUUAAACCAUAUCAUUCUGAAAGGUUUACUUUGUGGGACAUUCCAGGACGAAACGAUGAAAUGUCACAUCUCAGUAUGCAUUACGUCGGCUUUUGGAAGGGUUUAACUCGACGAUUAGUACUGAUUACCACGACAGUGAAAGAAAAUACGAGCACGAUGAAAUUGCUGGACGCCAUCAAUCUUCAUUAUGAUAUUGUGGUGAACAAGUUCGAUCAAGUAGAUGAAGAGGAACGAGCAAAAUUUCAGCAAUAA
Molecule: messenger RNA, 360 nt
Organism: Rotaria socialis
Lineage: Eukaryota; Metazoa; Rotifera; Eurotatoria; Philodinida; Philodinidae
Source: the annotation of a GenBank genome assembly